CCGAAACGUGUUCCGUGCCGCAAACAUGGCCGACACCGGUAUGAAAACAGAUAUCAGCACAACAAUGUUCAAUCCAGGAGGUUGGAAGAGUUUGAUAUCGUUUUCAACAUUGGCCCUAGCAUGGCUUGUUGGUUUCAGCUCCCGCUUGUUUGCUGUCAUCCGCUUUGAAAGCAUUAUCCACGAGUUCGAUCCAUGGUUCAACUACAGGGCUACCCACUACAUGGUCAACCAUGGCUUCUACAACUUCCUCAACUGGUUUGAUGAACGGGCCUGGUACCCACUUGGGAGAAUUGUGGGUGGAACGGUGUACCCCGGGUUAAUGGUGACAUCAGGCUCCAUCCACUGGAUGUUACAUGCACUGAACAUACCCGUACACAUUAGAGACAUCUGUGUCUUCCUGGCACCAGUCUUCAGUGGCAUGACAGCUGUGUCCGUGUACCUGUUCACCAAAGAGAUAUGGUCGGCCGGCGCUGGGCUGUUCGCCGCCUGCUUCAUAGCAAUUGUUCCUGGUUACAUCUCCCGGUCGGUCGCAGGCAGCUACGACAAUGAAGGCAUUGCUAUCUUCGCACUCAUGUUUACCUAUUACCUUUGGAUAAAAUCUGUUAAAACAGGUUCAUUAUUCUGGGCAGUGUUCACAGCUUUAUCAUACUUUUAUAUGGUGUCGGCCUGGGGCGGCUAUGUUUUCAUCAUCAAUUUAAUCCCACUUCAUGUAUUAGUUUUAAUAAUUAUGGGGCGAUAUUCUCGUCGUAUUUAUGUAGCAUAUAAUUCAUUCUUCAUAAUCGGCUUGAUAUUGUCCAUGCAAGUUCCAUUCGUAGGCUUCAACCCUAUCUCUACCAGCGAACACAUGGCCUCAGCAGGUGUGUUUGCCCUCCUCAAUGCCUACGCCAUCCUCAAGUACCUGCAGUCUUUCAUGACAAAGGCGGAGUUUAAGAUGUUUUUCCUUGCUGCUGUUGGUGCAGCUGCUGGCAUCAUCUUUCUUGCUGUUGUUGGUCUUACCUGGGCAGGCUUUAUUCACCCAUGGAGUGGCCGCUUCUACUCCCUGUGGGACACAGGCUACGCCAAGAUCCACAUCCCGAUUAUCGCGUCCGUAUCAGAGCACCAGCCCACCACGUGGGUCUCCUUCUUCUUCGAUCUUCACAUCCUUGUGUGUGCCUUCCCGGUCGGUGUGUGGUACUGUGUCAAGGACGUUAACGAUGAGAGAGUGUUUUUGGUUCUGUAUGCAGUAUUUGCCAGCUACUUCGCUGGUGUGAUGGUACGACUGAUGUUGACCUUGACACCGAUCGUGUGUGUUGCCGCGGCAAUUGCGUUCUCCCGUAUGUUUGAGAUCUAUCUGAAAGACGACACCCCGAAAACAGAAAAGAAAACACCACAGGAAACACAGGAAAACAAACCUGACAGCAAAUAUUACGACAAGGUGGGAAAGACAAAGAAAGAUCGCAAAGAAGACAAACCCAAGGAACAAGACGCCCUAGGAAUCAACAUUAAAUCAAUCAUCGUUAUUGCCCUGCUCAUGUUACUGAUGUUGUUUGCCGUUCACUGUACAUGGGUCACUUCUAGUGCUUACUCCAGCCCCAGUAUUGUAUUGGCCUCUUACAACCAUGACGGGAGUCGUAGCAUCCUGGAUGAUUUCCGUGAGGCUUACUACUGGCUACGACAGAACACUGACGACAAGGCCCGAGUCAUGUCCUGGUGGGAUUAUGGGUACCAGAUAGCGGGGAUGGGAAAUAAAACAACCCUCGUGGACAACAAUACUUGGAAUAAUAGUCAUAUUGCACUUGUUGGUAAGGCUAUGUCGUCCAAUGAGAGUGCAGCCUAUGAGAUAAUGCGAGCCCUGGACGUUAACUAUGUACUCGUGAUAUUUGGCGGUGUGAUUGGGUACUCUGGGGACGAUAUCAACAAGUUUUUGUGGAUGGUUAGGAUUGCCGAGGGGGAACAUCCGAAAGACAUCAGGGAGUCGGACUACUUCACGCCACAGGGAGAGUUCCGUGUCGAUUCAUCAGGAUCCAAGACACUUCUUAAUUGCCUCAUGUACAAACUCUCGUACUACAGAUUCGGAGAACUCCAGUUGGAUUUCCGGUCACCCGCUGGCUAUGACAGGACUCGUGGCGUAGAAAUCGGCAAUAAAAACUUCGACCUGACACACCUUGAGGAGGCGUACACGUCCGAGCACUGGCUGGUCAGAAUUUACAGAGUUCUAGACUUGGAAAAUAGGCAGCUAAACAAAGAACCGGUAAAACCUGUGAAGAAAUCCCGAAAAAGUAAUAAAAAGAAGAGUGGCAAGAAAAAGGCAGGAUCCAUAAAGAAUAAACCCAAGAUUGUGAAGGGAAAGAAGCCUAAAUCAAAGAAAUAAUUUGUAUAAUUUGUUAACUAUUGACAGCUAGUUUGUUAAUUACGUACACAAAAGUGCAAAUCACUAGUUAUGUUAUAACAUGUUGUUACUGAUGCUAGAUAUAUUUGACUAUUCUGAUAUUGGUGAUGUUUUUUGUUCAUAAAAAUCAUGUCAUUUGAACUUCAUUUAAAAACCAUUUUAUUUCAUGUUUUUUGGUCGUUUAUUGAAAAACAACUGCGGCUCAUGCCCUAAUAAACUCAUCGUUUGAAACUGUGGUCAAUCGGAAUGUUAUAACACUGUUUAACUUGUUCAAGCCUGUUUCUCUGUUUAAAAUGUUAUCACACAAAGUCCUUGUAAUAAAAAUCACUGACAUCAUAUUUGGCUAUUAAAAUAUUGCGCAAUCCAAUUAAAUUAAAUAUCAAUUAUAUAAUUAUUUGAGAAGUAAGCAUGAAAUAAGAAAAAAAACGUUUUUGUGGAAGAUUGCAAUAUAUUUCAACAUGGGCCAUCGGUAAAUUGAGACAUUUGAUGCCCACUCGGUGAAAUAUAGUGCGAUCUUACAUUGAAACAAACAAUUAAUCUCUAUAUAAUCAUGGUUCAACAAAGGCAUGUUAAUGAAUCUAGUUGAUAAAAUUAAAUCAAAUGUACUUUCUUUGUUUUUCAUUUUUCUACAAAUUGUUUUGGCAUUGGGAUAUUAUUUAUGUACAGCUUAUAAAAAUACCAAUAUUUGGGUUAAUUAAAACGUAUGUGUCAGAUUUUUUAUUGAUUUGCCUUACCUGUUUAUAAUUGCCGCACAUUUAUUUUGUCCCUUGGAUUUGGUGCAACCUGCGUAUCUAGUCGAGUUCAUUUUUAUCCUUGUUCAAACUCCAGAGUAAACAAGUUUGAAAUGGUUUAUCAUUUAAAAGCAUUGAAGUGUUCAGAGUUUUGUCUUGCCAAUUGUUGCAUACUGGGUAUAAGUACAAUUGUGAUUGAACAAAAAUAAACAAGUAAUGAAUUGACACUUGUAGCCCUUAUAAUCACAACUGACUACAGGCAGGGAGAGCGCUAUUCUAAAUGUGUUCAUAUUUGAUUUAUCUUAUGGUACCUUUGGUCUAAUAACUGUUCGCUUGUCUGUUUUCUGGAGAAAUAGUUAAGGCAAUGCCUUGGUGUUACCAGCAUCAUGCAGAAAUGAUGGUCUGUUUGUUCAGAACGUUGUUAAAAUUAACAACAUUGUAAACAUCGUUGUUGCUUGCCAACAUUUCUAAAUCUUUUCUCUGGAAUUUUAAUGGACACACAUGUGAUCUGCAGUAUUUCGAACGAGAUUUAAGAACCAUUUUCAGUUGUACUUGUUUAAUUUUAAUAUAUUCGCAAAAUCAUAUAUUACACCUUUUAACGUUAACAAUGAUACUGUUUUCAAUGUUGUCAACUUUAAAUAAGGUCUGACACAUCGAGCCAUUGUGAUGUAAAUAUUCAUCUUGGUCAACAAUUGUUUAUGAUGAAAAUGACAAGAAAAUCCUGUAAUUGUAGUCCAAAUAAUCCGACAGAUGCACGUACACAGAACCACCACUGUGAUAAGUGUUAACAUUGCAGGCAAUUAUUUUGAGUAUCGCUUUUUUCAGCUGAACCGUUUCACAUUUCUGCUCUUUCUUUUAUGUUUAGUGUGACUGGUAAUCUGAUUGUGCUAAAUAAAGGCUAAAUAAUGUUUUGUGAUUUUACGAAUUCCAAUGUGGUUCUGGCAAGUUUGUGGUUAUUUGUAUGAAACGGGAUUGUUAACGAGUUUGCUAUUAUCUGUAUGAAUUGAUGUUAGGCUAAUCAAAGAUUUAAAUACUUGUUUAUUUGUUCCUGUAAGCAGAAUUUGUAAUAAAAUUGCAGUGUUAUUGAAUGUUCAAUCAUACUUAUAAUGAUGUAGCAUUUGGUAUUGGUGUGUUUUGAUGGAACAUGAGUGAUUCAUUUAACUUAAAUAUGUUGAAACCAAGUGGGAAAUGAAUAUUUGUAUAGAAAAUAUAAAAAAUAUUAUUUAUGUAUUUAUGUUUGUUGUGUAUAGAUCAACUACUGUGUUGUAUGCUUGUGUAUUUCGUUAAAAAACAAUACAUGUGAUUUAUUUCAAUGUUAUAAAAAAAGAUUUUAUUAUUAAAGUCCUUCAAACUUUUCGCCCAUUUCCCUUUGAAAACAUCCUUGGAUGUAUGCUGGUACAUCAGUAGGACAUAAACAAUUGAAUGAUUAUAUUAAUUCAUUGUAGUGUUUUAACAUGUAUUUUGUACUACUAAGUUUAAAUUGAUUGUCAGUGAAUUGUAUAAUUGCAUUAAUAAUUAAGAUUCCCAAGUGGAAUGUCAUAAAGUUAACUGCUAAAUUGAUAGAUAUGCGAUCUAAUUGCAGCAUAGGUAAAUGUAAAGGUUUCUGACAUUGUAAACUGUCCAUGUACAUCUAAGGUUGUUUCCAAUGGAAAAUGGCCAAGGAGUUCCAAAUGUUAUUUAAGCAUGUGUUCAUUUUCAACAGUUGAUACCAUUAGAUAUCCAUGAUAUAACUCCCGGAUAUAAAACUAUACAAACCUUGGGCCUUGUUAUGUUAUGCUGCAAAGCAAAAAUAAAACGUCUGUCGUAAAACUAAGGAAUUGUAUCAUAUAUUUCUCAACACAAUCAUUACUUGAAUAUAAUUUAAGAACACAAAAACAUUGCUAUGAUCAUGAACACGUACUGUAUGUAUGAAAGGCAGAACUUUUCAACCAAUUUGUAUAAUGGUUCUAGUUGCAUGCCUUUAGAUUAUACAAGUUUACCGGUUCCAGUGGUUGCUCUAAGCAAUACCUACCUUAAACUAUUUAACCGGAAAUUCCCAGUAUUUUUUCUUUUUCUAUAUUACAUUGUUUUACAUAUAUCUGAAUCGUAAAUACAAGCACAGAAAUCUCUACAAUGUCAAUAUAUCACCAUUAUUUCUAGCGCAGAAUGAUUUACAUUCCUCUUUUGUUUUCUACACAUGCUUUAAACUUAUUUUUCAAUUCAUCAAUUUUGAAUGUAUUGUGUCAUCAAAAUGUUGAAAAUAAAACUACUAAUUAAAUGA
Messenger RNA from Mya arenaria, 5359 nucleotides. RefSeq names its product dolichyl-diphosphooligosaccharide--protein glycosyltransferase subunit STT3B-like. The record is from RefSeq and is a predicted model, not a curated record. Bases 26 to 2350 code for a protein of 774 amino acids. NCBI's taxonomy places the organism in Eukaryota, Metazoa, Mollusca, Bivalvia, Myida, Myidae. Gene Ontology annotation, cellular component: membrane. The transcript has 17 exons. Gene Ontology annotation, biological process: post-translational protein modification. Gene Ontology annotation, molecular function: dolichyl-diphosphooligosaccharide-protein glycotransferase activity.